This is a messenger RNA of Trifolium pratense (red clover), 1294 nucleotides long. RefSeq lists its product as uncharacterized. The record is from RefSeq and is a predicted model, not a curated record. The transcript is spliced from 6 exons. NCBI's taxonomy places the organism in Eukaryota, Viridiplantae, Streptophyta, Magnoliopsida, Fabales, Fabaceae. The coding region runs from base 885 to 1217 and encodes 110 amino acids.
AUAUCAUAUUGCCAUGUUCCUUUAUUUUUCUCUUUCCAUUCCUCACUGUCUUCUUCCUCUCACCGAGUCUCUGCGCCGAUCUCCCUCCACCACCAAUCAUCGCCGGCGACAUCUCCCUCCACCACUAAACAACCAUCACCGCCUCUCACUACAAGAAAAAUAGAGAUUCAAACCUCAGAUUCUUCUUUGUUCUUCGUUCGUUCAAUCGUCUUCACCCUAAGCUUCAAAUUCGUUAAAUCGUUUUCAUUCUCCUCAGAUUCGUUCGUUCAACUUCGAUUCAGAAUUGUUCAACCCUAGUUUCAUUUUGGGAAAAGCUUCGAUAUGUUCAACUUCAAUUAAGAAUCGUUCAAUCUCAAUUCACUUCAACUCUCAUUCAGAAUCAUUGUUCAACUUCGAUUCAGUUCAACUCUCAUUCAGAAUCGUUCAACCUCGAUUCGUUUUCUCUGCAAAGCUUCUUUUCAGAAUCUCUCAAGCUUCAAUUAAGUUUUGUUCAUCCUUCAAUUCAGAUUAUGAAUAAUUUGGUCGUGAUGAGUUUAGCUUCGAAAACAGAACCGUUGCUAAUGGUGUGGAGAAAGAAGUGCCCGUGCUUUCAAAGCCUGGUUCAAGCUCCACGACUAAGCUUCAUCAUAAAGUUGGAUCUCAAAGGUUCAUAAAUAUGAUGCCAAGUUUAAAUGGACAGAACAUCCCUACAAGCUGAUGUUUAUAUCUGGAACUAAGGUCUCCCCAUUGAAACUAUACCUGACAUGCCUCUAUGUGGAUUCAAAUUUUAAAAAAUUACUGAAAUCAUAUCUAGAAAUUUUAGGCAAGACCUACUGAUUGGUAUGUUACAGAACUUCAUCGUUAUCUUUUAUACCUUUUAAAUUCCAAAUUCUCCACAGACAACUAUGGGUGGAAAACUUAAGUUUCCAUUCACCAUUAAAGACUUGAGUUCAAAUGUUGUUGACUGUUGUCUAUGGGACAGCUUGGCUGCACACUUCAUUGAUUACUUGAAGAUUAGAACUGACUCUGGCCCUAUUGUUGUUAUUGUGAAACAUGCUCACCUAAAGCUUGCUGAAAAUAAUUAUCCGUUGCAAGUUACUAAUGCUUGGAAUGGAACUUUCUUGCUCAUUAAUGAUGACAUACCUCCUAUCAAUGACUUCAAAAACAGAUUGCCUGCUGACAACACAUUUGCAAUACAAAGUAACAUCAUUCAAUCCUCAUACCAAAUGAUUUCAUAAAGUUCAUUUUCUGGUUCCAACCGAUCUCCAAAAGAAAAGUUCAUUUUGGGUCAUCCAGUCAUGAAAAUCAAAGACAU